GCCGAACUCUAUGCGGCUUUGUGGUCAAGUGUUUUUAAGGGGUUAAAUUUGGCAAUGCGUCCGGGUAAAGGACUCGAUCGUAUUUCGUUGUUACAGCUGAUGUAGAAUGGGAUCAUAGCGUCUUUGUUUCAGACUGUUGAUGUGUGCGUGCGCGGGGGAUUAAAAAGGCGAUCGAGCAUUGCUUUGCCUGUGAUUUGCAACAUUUCCCUGAGUUAUUCUGGUUGAAUCACGAAAUGAUCAAUUGUGAUUGUUUUCGGAAGUAUGUAAGUGAGAGGCAGGACGUUGUUGAAGUUUAAUUUGUUGAGUUGGCACGCUCGAGAUUUAUGGAAGCCAUCGUUGCAGUAAGGACAACUUCAAAAUGCUCGAUAACAACCAAUUUGUCGGCAUGAGUUUGGAUACCGACGUCCUUGAUUGCCUACUUCAAUUUAAUCUGACGAUUUAGACCUGCGGUCGUCAUUCAAACCUAUAUUAGUUUGAUGUUUUGCAGUGCAGUGCUCAGCAAGUGUAGCUGUUUCAGAUUGAUUCUCUCUAUGAGGAGAGGCGUUGUACUAUCAGCGCGCAAGCAAGCCGAAUAGGGACGCUGCAGAAAGUGUUAAAACCUGUAUCAUGAACAACAACCAGUUGAACCCUGAAGGUCCCUUGGAGAUGUCCAAGCAGUGGAGCAGUCGAUCCCGUUUCCAGGACUUCUCCGACGACGAUCGAAGCAACCGAUAUUCCUUCUCAGAUAUCGGAAGAACAGAUGAGUCAUCUUCUAGCCACAUGCUGGAUGAGACGCAGCUCAGCUGGAUGCUUGAACCGAAAUCCAUGAAGAAGAAACCCGUAAUUGACUUUGGAUGUGUCUCUUGCAAUCGAAAAUGUUUCUGGUGGUCCAUUGGCAUCCUCGGCGCUAGUGUCAUCAUCAUCGGCCUGUCACUCGUCAUUUGGACAUUUACUCCAAAGAAGCACUCCACUCCUCCCACCGUGGACAAUUACACAGUCGCACUGAGCAAGGCCCUCACAUUCCUCGAUCUUCAAAAAUCUGGUGCUUUACGUUCUGGUGCAAACACUACCUCAUGGCGUGGAUCCUCUGCCUUGCUGGACGGCCAAGCUAUAUUAAACAGCACCGCAGCUAUAAAUCUAGCCGGCGGAUUUUACGAUGCUGGUGACAACAUCAAGUUCAGUUUCACAGGAGCUUAUGCCAUGACGCUCCUGAGCUGGAGUGUAAUAGAGUACAAGGCGAAGUUUCAAGCCGCUGCAGAGUUGGACCAUGUGAAGAAUUUGAUAAAAUGGGGGACGGAUUAUUUGCUGAAAACAUUCAACUCAUCGUCGGUGGAUGAGAUCGUUUGUCAGGUGGGCAUGGGCGGAGGUAAAAUACCAAACGACCAUCACUGCUGGGAAAGACCUGAGGAUCUCGACUACUUCAAUGACACACGCCGUCUGGGUAUUCAAGUACCAUCGGGCUCGGACCUGGCGGGAGAGAUGGCAGCGGCUCUGUCGGCUGCGUCCAUUGUAUUUAAAGACCAGCCACUGUACGCACUGAAACUCCUCACAAGCGCCGAAGCUCUUUACGCAUUUGCCAAGAAAAGACCCUCUCGCUAUGUUGAUAGUGAUUCCCUUCCGGUUUCUGAAAGAGUUUUCUACAACUCAACAAGUUUCGAUGAUGAAAUAAUAUGGGCAAGCUCGUGGUUGUACUUCGCUACUGGCAAUGCGACCUACCUAGACGACGCAACUAUUUCCGCAAUUGAUAACAGUAACCAAGCUGGGGCCAAUGCGUUUGGUGCCUUUGAUUGGGAUAGCAAGCUCGCGGGAGCCCAGUUGCUUCUUACCAGGCUACGGAUGCUGCAAGGACCAGGAUAUCCGUAUGAGCAAGCGCUUAGGCAGUACAACAAUGAGACCAAUCUGGUGGUGUGCGCUUAUAUACCACAGUUCGAGAUAUUCCACCGCACAAAAGGGGGUUUGGUGCUAAUCAAUCCGAAUGCAACUCAGCACCUUCCUGCUGCUGUUAACGCCGCCUUUUUGGCUGCACUGUACGCUGACUAUCUGAAAGCUGCCGAUGUACCUGCGAUCGAAUGUGGUCCCGACAUGUUUUCACCGGAUGUUCUCCGGGACUUCUCCCGAUCGCAGGUCGAUUACGUACUGGGAAAGAAUCCUCUAAACAUGAGCUACCUCGUAGGAUACAGCGACAAAUUUCCGUUACAACCGCACCAUCGAGCAGCCUCCUUCCCCAGCGAUGGGAAGCGAUACAGCUGCAGAGAAGGGUGGAAGUGGAGAGACCGGGAUUCUCCUAACCCGCAUGUGCUGGUAGGGGCCAUGGUUGGAGGUCCUGAUAACUACGACCGCUUCAACGAUACUCGCAGUAGCUCGGAUCAAAAUGAGCCCACGCUUGCGGGCAACGCGGGCCUCGUCGGGGCCCUGGUAGCGCUAGCGGCAGCGACAACAGGGGUUAGUAAGAGCUUAGACACCAACUUCAUUUUCGCUGCCAUUCCGUCCCAUAUGACUCCUCCCGCUCAGUCUGGGGCGCCCUAAAUUAUAACAUCACGUUCUUUUUCUUUUUCUUUUUGAAAAGUAACGGUGGUUUAUUACAACAAAAAGAAUAUAUUUCAAUCCGGAGCCCUGGGUAGGGUUGGCGGAUUCGUGAAUACAGGGGCUAGUUUCUAUCUAGGUGAAUGAAAAACUCCUGCACAUAGUACCUCAUUCCUACACCACGUGUCGUUGAACUCUUGGCUGAUAAUCGCUUUUCUAGUGUCUCCGCAUAUACUGUAAUAUGUGAGAAUCUGGUUAUGUCAAGCCAUCCCAGCGUAAAUUGUUUCUCGGCAUGUGAGAUGGUAGAUUUCAAGCACAUUAAAGGGUUCCUGGGUAAAAAUGAAACUGUAGCAGGCACACCAGAGUUGCUACAGAAUUGCUGCGCAAAGUACAUAGCCUACCAAGCUUCUAGUGUUGGUUCCUGGUUGGUAUGCUUGCUGCGAGAGUAUGCCUGGGGGUAUAUCGGAUGCCGCUUCUCUCUAGGAUAAUGUGGGAAACGUGCCCAGCGCGCUCCAAACUCUCAAGGAAUGCCAGGUCCUUCGCGCAAACUUACAUUUGCGGAGGUAGUGUUCUGGGGUUUCUCAAAUAUUCACGUCACAUCAGGUGCAUCGGCUAGGGAAACCCAUGACUUUGCACCAACUGUUGGUUGGGAGGUCACUGGAAUUCAGUUGCCACAGAAAUGUUUGGAGUUUUGCUGGUUUAUUGGCGUCCUAGAUAAGUUGAAUUGCGGCCUUGUUCUAAAUCUGUUGGAAUUUGAGUUGCUUGAACUUGAGCUGCAGUCGCAUAGGUGUGGUUAUACGGGAUAAAAGGAUUCGGUAACUAUAGCAAGUGGGAUAAUUGACGAAGGGGGCAUGGGCAAGUGCGUCGAUUUUACCCCAUGACCACUCGUGGGGGUCAAAGGAGAGAUUUUGGACCGAGCAAAGGUUCUAUACUAAAUCGGUGUAUUCAGUGCCCUGAUUGAUCCCUGUGGUGCGAAGGUCGCCUGUUGUCGUGAUAACUCGGAUCCAAUGCAGGAGUUCCUCGAAAAUGUUGAGAAGCUCGUCAGUGUAGGAGGCGAAAAAGGUUGUGAUGCGUUUGUGUGAAAGGCCGACCUUCAAAGAGAUUGUGAAGUUGGUAAAUUGUGUCUUGUAGUGUUCGUCCUGCUAGCCGGCUACCCACUAAAAAGCUGUGAAGGCAACUGCGUCAUACUCCAAUUCCUGGGUAUAGCUGUCAAGAUUGCUUCGAGCUGUUGGGUCGUCCUGCUCGUGCCGACUUGUGAGGACACAUCUGUGACUGUUUUCCAGUCCCGACGGUCCAAGUGCCAGAGAUCCUUGAGCUAGAAAAUUUCUCUUUGCAUCUUGUUUAGGCCAAAUGGGUACUGGGUGUCUGCAAACGUGUCUUUGUUAGCGUUGAUCAAUUCUGUGCUCCAGAAUAUAUGCUUCCUAGCCGUUGUUUCUGCGGUAUUAGGUUGCUAGAAAACAAGGCCAUAUCGGAUUAUUUUCCAUGAUUUCCACACUGCCCACUAGAGGUCAGAGCCGGAUCGAUGGACGACAUUUGUAUUUAAAAUGAAAUGAGAAUUUGGUGGCGAGCUUCCCCUUUUCUUUGGCUGGA
Molecule: messenger RNA, 4092 nt
Organism: Physcomitrium patens
Lineage: Eukaryota; Viridiplantae; Streptophyta; Bryopsida; Funariales; Funariaceae
Product: endoglucanase 25
Biological process (GO): carbohydrate metabolic process
Molecular function (GO): hydrolase activity, hydrolyzing O-glycosyl compounds
Source: RefSeq, a predicted model, not a curated record